Microdochium trichocladiopsis is the source of this 855-nucleotide messenger RNA. RefSeq lists its product as uncharacterized. The transcript is spliced from 4 exons. Gene Ontology annotation, molecular function: chitin binding. The coding region runs from base 1 to 855 and encodes 284 amino acids. NCBI's taxonomy places the organism in Eukaryota, Fungi, Ascomycota, Sordariomycetes, Xylariales, Microdochiaceae. The record is from RefSeq and is a predicted model, not a curated record.
AUGGCCGGGCAGGGUCGAGUCUGGCUCAUGCCCCUCAUCCUGUACGCCUUCUUCGUCCACUUGGCAUGCGUUGUGCGAGCUGAUGAAUGUGAGCCCGCAUGGUGGUUGCCGGACGAGUUUGAGAUACACGACAUGCCGAUCUUUACUUCUGCGUCAUCUGCCCCUACAAACGCUUCCACUUUGCUCGCCAGCUCAACAUCGGAGUCUGCCAUUCCAACUCCCGUCGGGCCAAACCCCUUGAUUACGACUGGGAACCUGAACGCCGGCGAGAUCAGCUGCCGAUACACAGCCAACACCUACGACACUGAGCUGGACUGCUGCACCUGCGCCAAGUUGGCCAAACGCUACGGUAUUUCCGUCGACCUUUUCUUCCAGCUGAAUCCUGGAGUCAACAAAGAAUGCAACAACCUCCGCCAUAACACGGAAUACUGUGUCCGCGGUUUCAUCGAACCUGGUACCAGCUUUCCAUGUUGUAACUCGAACACGUUCACUUGCGGUGAUUCCGUAGAAGAAGACUGCGCGCCAGGCAUAUGCUACGAAGGCCUCUGCUAUGGAGACAAGAUUUGGAGCACCACCGGCGACUGUGGCAAACAGCACGGGUAUAAGAAGUGCGCCGGGAAAUGGGGUGACUGCUGCAAUGCUCAAGGGCGGUGCGGUACUGGCCCCGACUUUUGCGGGAUCGGCAAUUGCCAGCUAGGUGACUGCAACCUCUCCGUGUCCGUGCCAGCUACCCAAUUAUCCAUGAGGCCAUUCACAGAGUCGAGCACGGAUUUGAGCUCCUCGACCUCCGGCAACCCAGAAACAACCACAGCACGACCAAGUAUGACAACAACCACCAAGCCUCCCAGCACAUAG